Meleagris gallopavo (turkey) is the source of this 10596-nucleotide messenger RNA. It is a transcript of the gene TPH2, whose product is annotated as tryptophan hydroxylase 2. Gene Ontology annotation, molecular function: tryptophan 5-monooxygenase activity; iron ion binding. The record is from RefSeq and is a predicted model, not a curated record. Gene Ontology annotation, biological process: serotonin biosynthetic process; aromatic amino acid metabolic process. NCBI's taxonomy places the organism in Eukaryota, Metazoa, Chordata, Aves, Galliformes, Phasianidae. Gene Ontology annotation, cellular component: neuron projection.
CCGCGGGGCCGGAUAAAAGGCGGCGCGGCGAACGAGGAGCAGAGCGUGGCGCUGCCCCGCCCGGCCGGUCCCAUGCAGCCCGCCAUGAUGAUGUUCUCCAGCAAGUACUGGGCGCGGAGGGGCUUCUCGCUGGACUCGGCCCUGCCGGAGGAGCGUCCCGGCGGCCUCACCAUAAACAGAUCAAGCUCUGGGAAAAAUGAGGAGAAAAAAGGCAGUAAGGGAAAUGGGAAAGGCGAGUCAGUUUCUGAAGGUGGAAAGACAGCUGUGGUGUUUUCCUUGAAGAAUGAAGUUGGCGGACUGGUGAAAGCUCUCCGGCUCUUUCAGGAGAAACAUGUGAGUAUGGUUCAUAUUGAAUCACGAAAAUCAAAGAGAAGGAACUCAGAGGUAGAAAUUUUUGUGGACUGUGACUGCAGUAAGAAGGAAUUUAAUGAACUAAUCCAGUUGCUCAAGUUUCAAACUAAUAUUGUGUCUCUGAAUCCACCAGAAAACAUCUGGACUGAUGAGGAAGAUCUUGAUUGUGUCCCUUGGUUUCCUCGGAAGAUAUCUGAAUUAGACAAAUGUUCACAAAGAGUAUUGAUGUAUGGAUCUGAGCUGGACGCAGAUCACCCUGGAUUUAAAGACAAUGUCUAUCGACAGAGAAGAAAAUACUUUGUGGAUGUUGCCAUGAGCUAUAAAUAUGGUCAACCCAUUCCCAGAGUGGAGUACACAGCUGAAGAAAUUAAAACAUGGGGGGUGGUGUUCAGGGAACUCAGUAAACUCUAUCCCACCCAUGCUUGUCGUGAAUAUUUAAAGAACUUUCCUCUGCUGACUAAGUACUGUGGAUAUAGAGAGGAUAAUGUGCCUCAGCUGGAAGAUGUCUCUAUUUUUCUUAAAGAAAGGUCUGGCUUCACAGUGAGACCGGUUGCUGGAUAUCUUUCUCCCCGAGACUUUUUAGCUGGCUUAGCAUACAGAGUUUUUCACUGUACUCAGUAUGUACGACACGGCUCGGAUCCUCUCUACACCCCAGAACCGGAUACAUGCCAUGAACUUUUGGGACAUGUGCCUCUACUUGCUGAUCCUAAGUUUGCCCAGUUUUCACAAGAGAUAGGACUCGCUUCAUUGGGAGCAUCUGAUGAAGAUGUUCAGAAAUUAGCCACCUGCUAUUUUUUUACGAUUGAAUUUGGUCUUUGCAAGCAAGAAGGACAGCUACGUGCUUAUGGGGCAGGACUUCUGUCUUCUAUUGGAGAACUAAAGCAUGCUCUUUCUGACAAGGCCAAGGUGAAAACAUUUGAUCCGAAGACAACCUGUUUGCAAGAAUGCCUUAUCACCACUUUUCAGGAAGCUUACUUUGUUUCAGAAAGUUUUGAAGAGGCCAAAGAAAAGAUGAGGGACUUUGCUAAAUCGAUCAAUCGUCCCUUCUCUGUGUAUUUCAAUCCAUAUACACAAAGCAUUGAGAUUCUGAAGGAUACCAGGAGUAUAGAAAAUGUCGUCCAGGACCUCCGCAGUGAUCUAAACACUGUAUGUGAUGCAUUAAGCAAAAUGAACAGAUAUUUAGGGAUUUGAUAUAUGUCACACUGUGAUUUGUUGUCAGCUGCUUAUUCUGUAGCUAUUCUAGUGACAUCACAUGACAUGGCUAACUUUUAAAACUCAUCAGUUUGCUCUUCUGAGCUUGGCCUGUGGCUUGCGUCAUUGUGUAGCUUUGUCUAAUUGUUAAGUGCAGACAAAACAAGGCAAUGCAAAUUCAUAAAUUCUCUAUGGAGUGUGGCAGCAUAUAACCAGCAAUUCCUCAACACAAUGUCAUGUACAAGUAUACCAGUAAAAGCUUGCCUAGCAAUGAGUUUGUUUCUUUAAGAUGAUUCACUUUGAUGUAUAAGAAAUGGUGUUCCUGGUUUCUUUAAGUCUGAGAUUAUUUCUGUGUAAUCCCUUUCCAACUGUCAGAAUCCAGAAAAAAAAAUAUUUGCAACAUUUUCCAUUUUCCCUGUAAGAGAAUCUGUAUUUGGUGGUGAUGACGGUGUUUUGCCCAUAUAUUUGUAACAGAACUGAAUGUCUCUUGUGACUGAACAAUAUAGUUUAUGUAUAUACCAAUGCAGAGACCGGGAAGGCUACAUAUUGGUACUAAAAGGUCUGUGAGGAUUAUGAAAAAACACUACUGACAAAUGUUCGAUGUGGCUAAGUAAUUGCAAAACAACAAGAGUAAUAAUAAUAAAAAUAAAACCUCUGACAAUUCAUGCAUAGAGGUAGUGAUAGUUCCAUACAUGUAUUGUCUGUGACAAUCCUGAGCAUACUUCCACUGCAGGGAUUAUCUGGAAACGAGAGUGGAAACACCUUUGUUAAUUCCAGGUUGUUAGAUGUGAAUAUAAAGCCAUUCUACAUCACUCUGUGCCUUCUGCAUUCCCUCAUUCUUUGAAUAUAGUCCUCUUGCAUUUCAUGCAUAAUUUGCCUUUCCUCAUUAUGCCACGUUCAACCUUGACAUGGGCAUGCAUGGCUGAGUCUACAUCAUAUCAGUAUCAGUAGAUAUGAAAAGGUGAAUAUGGAAGUUGUUAUUUAAUUAUAGUCAGGACAAUUAUCAGUUAGUAGAUUACUUGUGGAGUGCUUAAAUCAUACAGACACCUAAGCUGCCUAGCUUGUACAGAUGGAUGCAGGUAAUGCCUGAGUUAAUGAACUCUAUGUUAGCAAGUUCUGACAGAAGUACAAGCUCUGCCUGGGGAGCAGUGUGGAAAUAUUUGAGCUGGCUCUUAUCUGGAAGCAAUAAUUAUGCAUGUCUUUCCUUUAUCUGAGUUAUUCCGUUCUCCUAUUAGCCAGAAUAAUGGAGAGUUGACCAUAUUGUGUGGACCGCUUGUAAUGGAAACUGCGUGGCUUAUGCAGAUCAUGUCAGUACAGGUGAAAGUUCAUGGCUUGUCUACUUACGUGGAAAAUAGAUAUCUAUUGAACCUGUUCUCUCAGCUGAGAGACUCAUGCAGAUACUCUUUAAGUGUCACUAGCAAUUUCAGCAUGAAGAGAGCACCACUUGAUAGUAUCAGCACAUCCUUAAAUAAGAGGCAAUCUAUAAGGAUAAUUUUCAUAGGGAAAUCUGCCACCUCCUCAAAGAUAACUACAAGAUAACAGAAAGCGCUCUAUUCUCUGGAUGGUCCCCGCUGCAUUCUAAUGCUGCUGUUAAUAGGGUGUGGAAAAAUCUAGUUUUAGAUCUAACCGUGACUGCCACUGGUACAAAUGAAGAGCUGUUGAAUUAUCCCAUGGGGAUCAGCAUGCUGGAGGAGUUUUUUAACUUCCUGACAUUAGUGCUGACUCCAUUAACUAGCACUUAUCGUAGAGGAGUCACCAGCAGGCUUGGCAUAGAAGUUUCUUCCUCUUUCUUUGGAUGGAAUCUGAUGAACCCCUUGUAGCCCUUUUUGGAGAAAAUGGACUGAACUGAUAUUUACUUUAAAUGAUCUGGAAAAUCAUUGCACAAGGAAUAGUAGUUCUUAGUUCAAGACCUGACAAAGUAUUGUUGCUUGCUUAAGUGAAAUAAAGGCACAAUGAGUUAAGAGAUAAAGAGUUUGCAAAAUUAUUGAGUUUUUCCUUUGAAUCAAAAUUAUACAGGAAAGCUUUAAAUACUUAAAAUAUCUGGAUUUAUUUUUGACUUGUGUGAGCUGCCUAAAAUAAGGAUUGCACAGAAGUAAAACAACAGAAGCAUAUCUUUGUUUUGUUUUGUACUGUUAACAAGUAAAUCUUAUUAUGGAUUAGGGAGAAACCCUUGAAAUCCAAUAGUCAUUUUAGGACUAAUGAUGGCAAGGAAACUGUCUACAAUGAAGAUAUAAUGUCAAUGAAACAGAACAUUGUCAAAGGAUAAUGGGCUCCUGCUGCUAGAUAUAUGCUUAAUCCAAUGAUUUUAUUUCUAUUAUACAACAUGAUUAAAAAUAAAUUAAAUAUAAUGAGCUGAGGAAUAAUAGUGAUUUAGAGAGACAAUUGCUCAUUGUUCUUACAUGGAAAAGCUGUGUUCUUAGAGGCUACAGGGCAAACUUGCUUUGGGCUUCAGCCAGUCAGCAGUCGUGAAUUGGAAAGAAGGCUUUAAAAAGUGCACUAUUGCACUUUUAUGAAUCAAAUAGUUCCAGCUUAGCUGACAUCCUUCUCUGCAGUUUUUAUUAGCAAAUUAAGAUCAGCCAUGCAGCAAUCUCCUUGGAUGACAAGCUCAUUUAGGCAUAAUGAGGGAAUUAUUGACAGUUAUCAAAUUACACUAACGUUUCAUUUAAAAUAGACCAUAUUUAUCUGAGGUGCUUGUUUAACUUUAGUGAGCUGGACUCUGGAAAUUGGACUUCUUGCUUAGGCUCAUUUAUUUCCUGUGUAAUUCUGAACUAAUGCUUUAUGGGUCCAAGAUAUAUGUUCUUGCUUUGCCUGCAUAGAGUAAAUGGGCCUGAGCUUAAUGAAUGUAAAGCAUUGCAGUGUUUACUACCAUGCAAAGUCUAAAAUGAAAAACAGCAUUCUGAGACAUUGCAGCAAAUACAAAUACCAAGUUUCAUUUGCAAGCAAAGACAUGGUUCAUGCGUUUCAUUUCAUUUAUUUGGUGGAGGGAAUGGAGAGGGAAAGGUGUUAACACAAUAUAUUGUGUUUUCUGUUGUGUUUUUCUCUCUAUGCUUCAAGAUCUGUUUAGAAGCAAGCCUGCUUUAAGUUUAGGCCUUCAGUACACUUUCUUGACAUAGAAUGUCCUCCUUUCUUCUUGUAACGAUUUCCUAAAGUCAUGGAGAAAACUCCAGAAACAUGCUGUACUGAAAUGUGUAUUUAAUGUCAUUCUGUAAUGGAUUAUAGAAGAUUUCACGUCUGAGAGGACGGCCUGGCUCUGUGAGCCAAAGCUGGUGAAGGCUUUCUCCUACGGGCUGCUGGUACAAAUCCAGCCAAGUCAGCAGCUUCUGAGAGCCAUCACCACCAGCAGCAGCCUGGUGUCUCUGUGAUGAGCUUGGAAGCUAAGAUAGUUUCGUUUUGAGUAGAGGAGACUGAGGGGAGACAUCAUCACCUUUUUCAAACGCGUAGAAGUAGCUGCAAAAUAAAAGGGAAAAACUUCUCUAGCCUGUAGAACUAAUGGACAUAAAUUGCAGGACAGGAGCAUUAAGUUCUUUAACGGCGGGGGCAGUGGAACCUGGAGGACACAUUGCCUAGGGAGACAGCAGGACACCUGUCAUUUUUUAAAGAGAAUAGUUUAGACAACUCUCUCUCAGGACUGCUAUUGGCACAGCUGGUCCUGCUUUGAGAUCAGGGAACAAGCUGCAUGGCGUCUUGAAGUCCCUUACAGCAGCUGCCUGGAAAAGGGUUCAGGCUGCUCAUUGAAAGGCUCCACAUGACUCUCAACAACAGUAAUGGUCGUAAACCAUCACUGUGGAGCCUCUCAGCAGCAUUUGGACCCCUGCAUGUUCUUUCCAUCUUAGACCCACUCUGAAGUGGUUCUUCGUCCUUCCAUCUUCCCUCAGGGAACAAAUAGGAUCCAUAGUCUGAGUGAAGUCUCCAGUGGUGACUGUGCUGCUGAAUAUUAGUUCAUAGGCCACUUGAGAGAGCACUGUGAGCGAGUUGCCUGCUUCUUAUGGCUACCUAGAGGAGAAGAUAGAUUAUCAGCAACCACCAUUUGUCCUUUUUGUAAGUAAGGUUUAAAGGUGUCCAAUUUUAUAAGCAAAAAAAGAAAUGCCUAUUUCGCCCUAGCUGUACUUGUGUUUGGGCUGUUAGGAAGACUGUGCCCACAGAUUUCCAAGGAAAAAAAGCCCACUGGUGUGGUCCAUCAGGGAGCUUUGGUUCAAUCCCCUGAUGUAGCUGACUGGGGAAGUUGGGACCUGCUGCUGUUCACGCAGUGGCAUUUUAAGGACUGGGUAAGGGUGGGUGCAGUGCUCCUUAAUUAAGGAAAUCAGCAUUCUGCACCAACCUGGUAACUUACAUUCUUGUUUCAGCAGGAUGGUCUGUGCCUUUUUAGAAAUAUAGCAGGUUCCCUUCUAUCUCAUUAAGAGCCAUUAUCAUAUUUCCUAAUAAAUUGAAAAAAGAAUAAUUCCAGUAUUGCCGUAUAAUGGCAGUAUUUUUUUGUAUCAAUGCCACUUAAUCUUUGGAGUUUUUUCACAAUGUGUUGUCCGUUCAGAACAUUUUGCAACAACGAAGUUUAGUUUUAAAAGCUCCUUUAACACCUUACAAUAGGAAUUCAUGUUUUUAUGCCAACAGUUGAGAUGUUAGCAUGAACUAAAAAAUAGGUGCUGACAACUUAUUGGGAUUUGGCUCAGGGUGGACUGUUCAGGUGGCGUAAAUGUGAAAUGGGUUAUGUAGUCACAUGCUUUAAAAAUGCAGGUGGGUGAAUGAGUAUUUAGAUGGACUUCUUUUUAAAGAAAUCAUAAAUUUCAAAUGUCCAGAAAGAUAAUAGAGAAGAAGCUGCUGUUGUUAUACUCCACCUUUGGAGGAAAAGAGUUUGCAAAGCAGCAGGAGGUCGAUUUCAGUCCUUGUUAAACUGACACAUGGCCUGGAAUAUGAACUGCAUGACACCUACCUUGCCAGCUUUUACGUGACAUCCAGCGUGAAUACAAUUCUGAUAACAAAAUAACAGAGCAACAAUGAAGCACUUCAGAGCCAAACAGCCUGGCUUCCCUGUAGGAGACAAAGUGGGUGAUUUGAGACCAGCAUGGCACAAAUCAAAUCACUUUUAUUUCCUAUGAAAUCAAUUCUGUUUUCUGUUUCUUUUAUAAAACACCUUUGGAAUUGUGCUACCAUUUUAUUUUUCCAUGAGGAUUCUAAAGAGAUAUAAAAAUUAUGGAAUGGUUGAUGUGGCCAGCACCUCCUGCCUAUUCUUUGGUGCCACCAAACUCCGUACUGACUCUUGCCAUUUUUCAAGGAAGUAGAGUAAUGCUGAAGACGUGAUGCUGUUGUUUCUCAGGAGUUGACAACUGAUGGGUACACCUAAAUAUUACCCUCCUUCACUAUCCCUCUCUCUUAGAAUUGCUGACGUCAGAGUUGCUAACAAGACCAGUUAACAGUACAUGAGUUUGAGGCUAUCCACACAGUGGACUUGCUACUCUAGAAGAGUUUGCUGGGAGGCUCAGUUUGGUUGAAUUCCCUUUUGCUGAUUACCCUUGAUAGAUGAUCAUGAGUAAAGUUAAGAAAAAGCAGGCGUCUCACAUCAGAUGGGGACCAGGGAGUCAAAAAUCUCCACUGCUGCAAAAACAGCACAUGUUCCAAGAGACGUCGUGCUGCCAGUGCCCGUCAGUUUAAUUAGACCUAGCUCAAAAUAGAUUUCAUAGUUGCUGGAUUAAAAGGCUACAUUUUACUCCCAGGUCUCAGCCCAGCAUCUGUUUUCAGAGAUAUAUCUGUGUCUGCAAGCGCAGGAGGUAGAGCUGCCAGUCAGGCAUGCAAGGCCUGUUUCUUAUUUCAUUUGCAGGUAUUUUUUAAAAGCCUCAUUUGCAAUGUUAUCUCCAGAGUAGGAAUGCAGUGCAUAGAAGAUGCAGAGGCAUCAGGGCCUGAUCUUUUCUGAGCGCUCAUUGCUUCCCGCCAGUGCCAGGCAGCACAGUGAGUGCAGCCAAGGGAGGACUCCUCAGGUCCAUGCUCAUUGCUGGGGGCAGGAGUUAAGAAGCCAUCUGAGCCCCAGAAAAGAGCUCCUACUCCUGUCUCUGUGGCCUCAAAAAAAAAAACAAACAACACCCCAGCGUUCAUCUGCCUUCUGUGACUUGCUUUUACAGAGCACCUCCUCAGGAUUUGUCUGGGGGUGUUUGUGUGGUGGGAUGAAUUAAUAUAUGCUGACAUAUGUGCAGGAAAGGUAAUAGAGGUAGAAAAGCAGAAAAAAAAAAAUUCAUAGCUCUCGUUCUAUAUUUUUCCUGCAAGUAUCUGGCUUUGGCUUGAGAAGAGGCAUAAUGGAGGCCCACCAGUGCCAUCCCUGUAUGGACCACACAGAGAUGAUGCAGUCAACCUUUGCAGACCCUUCCUGCUGCAGGCCACUGCAUGUACUCGGCCAUUCUCAGCCAUCCAGCACAGCCCCCUCCUUUCUGAGCUCAGUAACAGCCAAAGUGCAGCUGACCUGAUGUGCAUGUUUGCUUGUGGGCUCACCCGGGGCAAUUUCCCCGUAGCACACUGACAUGCAGAGGUGGGAGCCUAUUGAAGAUCUCAGGAUGUAUAUGGUGCAGUAGGAUACAGUUCUUCCUGCCCCACUGCUGGAGUACAGCCCUGCAGCAUGCACAGGGCUCUCAGCUGUAGCAAUACGGCCUGUUUCAGAGCCAGCAUGCCUUUAAAUUCCUUGCUUAGCAAGCCUAAUACUUGGGGACUAUUAAAAACAUCAACAGAUCCCACAGACUUAAAAACAUGAGGAAAGGGCAUGAGCAAGCAUGUGGUAACUGUCAGCAAGUAUUGAUUUUCUCACCACAAUCUGAGCACACAAUCAGGCAUACUGAGGAUGUGGCAUUCCUAUGAAUUCAGUUUUGAUACACCGUUUCUCAAAUAGCUCCAGAGAAGCAAAAUUAGGACUCUUUGCAGCUGAAUAGGCACAGAGUCCUGUGUAAUUCUGUGUUUUCUUGUCAUUACCUUAUUUCCAAAGGAGAGGAAGAGCACUGUGUUCAUGAAUGCGAUGUAAAAGCUGUUGGAGCAAUAGCUUGGCUUGCCUGAGUUGGGAAUGAAAACCUGGUCAGAGGGAGGGAAUUAAACCUCCAAUGUAAUGUUUCUGAUUUGCAGAAGGGAAAGGGGAAGUGCUAAGUGAAUGUAGGAAAUUGCAGCAUUAUGCACUGUGAGAGCAAUUCUUUCCAUCCUUGUAGCUAAUGGACUGAACAGAAAGUGAACAAUUUGUUUCAUACGGUGAUUCACCAACACUCUGACAGCAUUUCCAAUUCUGAGCUCAGUUUCAUAUUCAGUUCCCUGUUUACUAGUGAAAUAGUACAAUUAUCUGUCUACCUCUUACAUCUUACAAGCAGGCAAGGCUGCAGUAUCUGGAAGGAAUAAAAAUAAUGGUAAAAAUCCUGGCUGUUUAAGGCUGGAGGGAGGGGAAAUGAGGCAAGUGUUUUCUUUCCAAUGGUUUAUUGGAACUCUUGUCUAGAAAUGAAGUUAAAUUUCCUGGGAAAAUAGGUGCAAAGGAAAAACUGCCAAUGGAACUCAGUUUUCAAUUUCUAUUUAAUGUUUUCUCCAUUCAGGUUUGUGAAAGGAAAUCACAAAACAUUUCCUGUUUGAGUUUCCUCAUCAAAUUGUCAAUAGUAAAGUGGCCAGAACUGUUACAGCUGAAUUGGCCACAUAAAGCUCUGGUAAAAACGGGACGUCUCUCCCAGAGGCAUUUGGUGAAUGUGCUAAACUGCUUUACAAGACAGGAUGACAUUUUUCUGCCUUUAACCCCAGUUUUAUUUUGAACAGAAAUCACUUGCUCUAUAAGGAGUUCCAGUUUUAAAUCUGGAAAUGUUUGUGAGCCUGCCCUGGCUGCAUAUAUUUCUUGCUGGUAUGAUCAGUGUUUGAAUGAAGGAAAAUCUUGGAGCAUCUUCCCAGAAGAGUGUAAUUAGUCACUUGUUAAUAUUGACUAUUUAUGAUGCAUUAGAGCUCAUCAGGGCUAUUUCCCAAGAGAUUCUGGAAAAAAUAUAUUGUAAAGUGCCUUUCCCGAAGCAUAUACUGUAUAAAUUCAGUAGAGCUUUUAAAAUUCAGUGGAUUGAACAGAAGAAGGAGAUAGCUAUAAAGAUAGUGAUGAAAGCUAUUAAUAAGGGCAACAGUCUGCAUGGCUUAGGGUUUAGGAGUCUUAUUUCAAAUUACAUAGAUAAAAUACGCAAAAGAUAGAAGUCAGUGGUGGCAAUUACCUGUUGCAGCCCCAUAGUGAUGAGACUGAUAGUUCGUGUGAGUAUCUGAGUCUAGCCCUAGUGCCCACCAUAAACAAUGAGGAUGAAGUUGUUGCUCAAAAAUGCUUCUAGCCUGAGAGAUAUUUAAAUACAAUGGCAGCAAUCAUUGUAGGUGCUGAAGCAGGGGAUUCUCUCUGUGGUGGGCAUCAGAGGUGCCCAUCUAUCUGGGGAUGGCACCAAUCACAACCAUAGCUUGAAUUUCAUCGCAGCCAAUUUGCACAUUGUUCCUGGUGACCCAAGGGGGAACUCUUGAAGUAUAAGCUGUGAGAGCUUUCCUUGGUAAAGUUAACCUUGGGUAUUUAGUGUGUAUGUAACAAACUGCAUUGUUAGGUGACUCCAUUCGAUUUGAUGAAUCUCACACCACAUCCUUCUGACUGCAGCAAAUUCCAGGUCUGGGCAUUGGCUCGAAACUGCCAUUUUAUUAAGCUCUGGAAUAAAUCAUAUGUCUUGAAAAGAAGGAAGAAUUUCCCAAAGAGCUUCUGUGCUGUGAUGACCCUUUGCAGCCAGUUAGGUAACUCUUUGAGCUAAGAAGAAGAGAUCAUGAUGGACCCAUGGCAGCCUUAAAGUCACUCUGGGCUGAAUUUACACAAAGCCAUUUCUGCCACUGGGGAGCUUACAGUAGACUUCUCUGGUUUCCCUUACAUUUCUGGGCAUAGAAAAAGGAAAAGAAACCACAAACUGGAGAUGGGAAAAAAAAAAAAAGUUUUCCCUCUGUUGGUGGGCAAGUGGUGCUAAAAGAAGCCUCUUGUUUCCAGCACCACCAAGUUUGAGAGGGUGACUGAGGGGAGAUUUAGGUUAGAUGUUAGGAAGAAAUUCUUCACUCAGAGAA